AUGGCCAAGGGAGCCAAGAGUGGCUGGAGAGUGAGUGCAGGUGUGGAGAAGGAGCAGGAGCAGGAGCAGGAGCAGGAGGAAGCCAGAAAGAGCCUGAAGAUGAAGAGCCUGCUUCUGACUGUCACACUGUUUGUCCUGGUGGCUGUCCUACAAGCCCAGGAUGACCUGCCUUUCCUCUCAGAAGACAAGAAUGUCUCAGGGACCUGGUACAAGAAGGCCACAGUGAUUAAUCUGAACACCACAAAGUUGAAGAGACCCAAGGAAGAAUUCCCUUUUGUAGUGAGAACCCUGGAAAAGGGAAACAUAGAGAUCACGAUCACUGCCAUGCUUAAUGGUGAGUGCACCCAGGAAGAAUUCGUGUUGGAGAAGACGAAGGAGCCUGGCCAAUACAGUGCCUUUUGGGACUUGUAUCACAUAUACAUCUAUGAACUGCCAGUGAUGGACCACUACAUCAUCUACAGUGAAUUGAAUUUUAAGAAGAAAGUAUAUGUGGGAGACCUCAUAGGGAAGGAUACUACAGAAAACCACGAGGCCCUAGAAGAUUUCAAGAAAUUCACAGAGUGGAAAGGCUUUCCACAGGAAAACAUCUUUGUGCCUAUGCAGACAGCAGCUGCUUCUCAGAGCUGCAAAUCCUGA
Molecule: messenger RNA, 636 nt
Organism: Phodopus roborovskii (desert hamster)
Lineage: Eukaryota; Metazoa; Chordata; Mammalia; Rodentia; Cricetidae
Product: vomeronasal secretory protein 2-like
Exons: 7
Coding region: 1-636 (211 amino acids)
Molecular function (GO): small molecule binding
Source: RefSeq, a predicted model, not a curated record